AUGUUCCUGAACAGUUUCGCUCGCCUCGUCAGUCCCGACCGCAAGCGCACCGCCAACCCCUCCUUCAUCGUCAGACGCCGCUACCGCGAACUCCCUGACAUCGGCGGGGCCGUAUCACCGGCCAUCGCAGCACCUUUGCCCGACGACACUCUUGAAGCCCCUCGCACCCUUCGCCUCUUCGGUAGACUAAGGCUCCCAAGGUGGCCAGCAAAGCCGAUCACUGCUGUACCUCUACCGGACGAACAGCCGGUUGCGCGUCCACCAGUCCCCCGUCGCCGCUCAUGGGCAGCUCAGACGAUGACCCGACUCUCUAGGCCAUUCACGCUACGACGUCACCGCUCAGAGGACUUGCAGCCGCUCCUUGAGCCGAACCUCUGCCUCUCCUCCUCGUCACUCCUUGACGACGUCCCGAUCCCUGAUCCUUCUCUGGGCGACUUCCUCGUCUACCUGGACGGGCUCGACCAGGAGCUUGAAGGCGCUCAAGCCAUCUUUGCAGCUCACACCAUGGACGUGGAUGCCUUUGAGGACGAUGAACGCGACGAGGACGCUCAAAACUCCUUUGAGGACAGCAGCAGCAGCAGCUACUCUAGCAGCGGAGAACGUACCUUGGCCAUCGAGUUCCGCGAUCCCAUUGACGAUGAGGCUCACAGCAGCAACCCUUUCGAUGACAUGGAGCGUGUGCAGCUGAGCGACGGGCCCGUGCCCGAAUGCACUGGCUCAACGCAACUCAAUCCCAACUGUACCGAAUUCUACUUUCCUACUCGCAACUACGGAUCGAUCCGCGAGAUCGAGGCCGUCACGCGCGAAGUCGUCUUAGACAAUCCACGGCCGCCCCUGCCGCCCAGGCCGUCCAUUGGCCGUCGCCUCUCGUCGCGUGUAGGUGUCUGGAGACCAUGUCGUCCCAGGCAGGGCACGCUAGAGGCUCUGCUGGAGGAGGAAGGGCCGACGCAGGAGCAGUCGAUCGAGGUCGACCAGUACCCCGACCGUACCGUUGUGCGUCUAAGCUGGCGCGAUGCUCCCGCCCAAUCGAUGCCUCCUGAGAAUUGGGAGGAAGUGCGCAGCAUCGACUACGCACCAACUGUUGUACCGGUUCAUGACAUCCAUUGCUAG
Messenger RNA from Jaminaea rosea, 1110 nucleotides. RefSeq lists its product as hypothetical. The transcript has a single exon. Lineage: Eukaryota; Fungi; Basidiomycota; Exobasidiomycetes; Microstromatales. The coding region runs from base 1 to 1110 and encodes 369 amino acids. The record is from RefSeq and is a predicted model, not a curated record.